This is a messenger RNA of Linum trigynum, 3590 nucleotides long. Lineage: Eukaryota; Viridiplantae; Streptophyta; Magnoliopsida; Malpighiales; Linaceae. The record is from the annotation of a GenBank genome assembly.
CAAUAAAGUAGCUUGUCGUAGUGGUUCGUUAGGUUCCCAAUCUAACCUUGGGCAACGCAGGAAAAUGCUAUCAUGCCCUAAGUUGAAGGAUGAACAUGGGAGCAUAAAUUUGCUUAAUAUCAUUAUCUGUACAGUUACACAACUUUGAAUAAACCAACACCAAGUAUGUCAACCCCAAAGUUUUUCUCCAUCACAUCCUAGUCGCCUAAGAGUGACGAGUCUUAUUCGUCUUUUUGGGAAACAACACUCCACCAACAAGUCAAUCAGGUUAUCAUUCCACCUCUUGGUUAUUGGCAUUAGCACCCAACCAAGGAAGAUGUCUGACUUGCUAAGGGAUCCAAAAAUGUCCCUUGUUCUGUGGCGGUUGGUGUUGUUUCGACUCUCUUAUCGGCGGUAUCUCGAUAAGCCAUGUUUUUUUCUCUUCUACAUAUUGUGAUUGGUUGUUUAUGUUGGUGUAAUAAAUAUUUAUAAUUUUAAUGCAAAAUAAUUGAUUUAAUGGCAAUCAACGAUCACAUUGCAACUGUCAUAUUUUAACGACCAUAAAUAAAUGCCAUAUUUCAACGACCAUAUUGUUUAUAUAUUCAAGCACUCUUCAUGGAUUUCUCUUCACUCAAUCUCAUAGCUUAAAUCGCAUUAUCUCAAAAUCAUAUUUUUAUCAUCUCUAAAACAGGGACAAUGGUAGGCAAGAGAGGAGCUAAUUGGUGACCGAACGAAGAUGAAAUCUUGUUCAGAGUUUGGGUGUCGAUAUUAGAAGAUGGAGUGGUUGGCACCAACAAAAAGUCUGCAAGGUUGUGGGAAAGAGUGGCGAUAGAACAUCAAAGAUGGGAUCCUGCUACAACUCGUACUGUUUUUUCAGUGGACUAUCGAAUGAGGACUAUCACCUAUCACUCCAAUGCUUGGAAGGGAGUUUUAAAAGCAUAGAAGAAUCAAUCGAGUGGCACGAACCAAUAUGAUGUUGUAUUUUUUUUUUUUUUUUGGAACCUUCACUUGUUAUUUUAUUAUUUUAUGUACUUUGACUUCUCUAACUCAUGUGUUAGUAAUUUUAAUAUGAAAAGGAUGCAAGAUCAAUAUAUAAGCAAGAUAAUGGGAACAAAGCCUUUGCUCAUGAGCAUUGUUUUGACAUUAUUUGAAAUUGCCCAAAAUGGUACUGCAAUCCUCAACUAGAUGUUAGUUCCAUUCCACCUAAGGGACAAUUCUCUCAUAGGUAUUGGUUCUCAAUCCUUUCCCAUGGAAUGCCUUAACGACUUACAAGAUGAAGGAGAUACGCAUUUCGUGUUGUCUCGCCUAAACGACGUGAAAGCAAAAGGUAGCAAAGAAGAAAGGUAAGAUAUUUGCCGAAUCGUCAAGCAUGUAUACUACUCAAAUACUAGAGUUUGGUAAUGAUAUGAGAGAGAGGCAAAAGUCGAGGAUAGAUUACGAAAACAAAAAAAAUGAUUGUUAAAGAGAUGAGACUAGAGCGUGAGAAAGAGGAGUGGGCGUACAAGAGGCAAGUGAGGGAACGCGAAGUAGAAAAGUGGGCUAUUGAGAAGAAAGAGAGGGAAGCGGCAAUACUUAGUCAAAAUAUGACUAUUUUGGACAAGGAUUUAUCAAGACUGGCACCGAGAAAGAAGAGAUUUUGGAGAAGUAAACUAAAUGACAUAUUGGGGUAUGAUCAAGAUUAUCCCAACUCUAAUCCAAGUGAUGGCAGAGAUGGAGAUGAAAGUGGUGGAGGAGAUGGAGAUGAAAUUGUUGAGGUGAUUAUUUUUUGUCUUGGAUUAUAAUUAGAAGAAGGUCUUAUGUGUACUCUAUUGUCUAAACUGUUUAGUAUGUUGUGUGCUGUCUUUUAACUUUGUUGUUUUCAUGUACUAUGUGUACUCUUUGAACUUUGACGAGGGGCGGAGCUACAAGGUUGGAAGGGGGUUCCAUGGCACCCCUUGAUUUAGGAAAGCACUGCAAAAUUUAGUAGUAUAAAUAUACACAUGAUGAAAUUUUAACCCCAAAUCUCAAUGUUAAUUGUUAAAUUGUGAUAAUCCAAUCACAAUUGAUUAUAUAAUUAAUUCUACGUACUAAUUUUUAUAUUAAUAUAGUCUAGUCGCCGCAAAUUAUUAGAGGAAAUCAUUAAACUUUUUAUGAUAACGAUAAUUUGAAGAGGAAAUUUGUUCCCAUCAAUGUAUUUGCUUGUGAAACUUGAUUUGGUUCGCUACUACUUUCUGUCAAUAUACAUGUUGAUAUUAUCAACAAAAAAAUACAUAUCGGUAUAAAGUUUUCUGCAAUGAAUGAGUGAAUAGCCUUUGACUUGACUCAAAAGAAUUUGUGAAUGAUUAUUUGUGAAAAGAAUUAUGUAGUUUUAGAAUAUUUUCAUUAUAUCAAACAUGACUACAUGAGAUCGUAUCAUGGGUUAUUGCUCAAAAAUUAUUUUAAUGCACCUCUUUGAGUCAAUUUCUGGUUACGCCAAUGACUUUGACCAUUUUCAUGUGUAAUAAAACUAGUGUUGUUGAAACUUUGAACUAACUACAAGACACACUUUAUUGAAACAUGAAGUACAAUCACAUACCAAAACUUGGAAUUACAAAUUACCAAGCAACAUAAAAUAAUAUUUAAUAUUGAAACAUGCAAUACAAUCUACAAUUAGACAAUAAUAGUUAUUGCCAUGCAAAUUCCAAAGAUACUCAACCAAUUCAUUUAAAAGCGCAUGACGUGUUAUUGAGGAGCGAAUCCUAUUAUUUCUAGCCAAGUAAUUAACCAAAGUUGGAAUGUGUCGGUUGAUUGAUUGAGGUUGUUCAUGGAUCUCAUAAUCAAGUUCAUCAUAAAUCUCAUCGUCAGAAUAAACUUGCUCAACCUCGAUUAGCAUGUUGUGUAAUAUAAUGCACAUCAACAUUAUAUUAUUAAGUGUAACAAUAUCCCAAGCUCUUGCAAUGCCACAAAUAAUUGUCAUCUGGUUUGGAGAAUUCCAAAUGCCCGCUCUAUGUUUUUGUGGUGUGCUCUUUGAAGUUGAGCAAACAAAGCCUCUUUGUUUGACUUUGGAUUGCUGAAGGUCUUCACUAAAGUCGUCUCAUAAGGGAUAAAUAUCGCCAGCCAAAUAAUAAUAUUGAUCGUAAGCAUGAUAAUUUUCGUCAAGUCGUACACGUGGAGCGCUUCCAUUGACGAUACGAUCAAAUACUGGAGACAUCUCCAGAACAUUUAUAUCAUUGUUCGUCUAGGAGAUCUAAAGAAGCAUGUCAUAUCCAUGUGCUAUAGGAGGUCACCGCCUCCAUAACGAUUGUUGGCCUAUAUAUGUGUAUGGCAGUGUAUUGUCCUGUUCAACAAUUUGGACAAUUCCUCUAUUCUCAAUGCAUGCAGUCAAUUGAUCAAAUCAUUCCAGGAAAGCCACAACUUGAGGCUUUACAGAGUAAGAUCCUUAAAUCAACACGAGUAGGUGCGCAAAGGUAUGUGGCCCCGUAUAUGUUGAUAAUGUUGUUGCAAAACUUUUUAAAGACGUCCAUUAAGAUUCUCUCACCCAUACGAACAUACUCAUCAAGUCGAUCAGCUGGGGAAUCAUAUGCUAGCAUGCACAUCGCACUAGUAAGCUUCACCGAGACCCUUACGCCUUAGAACAAAUGAGGGGUCAAACC